Molecule: messenger RNA, 840 nt
Organism: Debaryomyces hansenii CBS767
Lineage: Eukaryota; Fungi; Ascomycota; Pichiomycetes; Serinales; Debaryomycetaceae
Gene: RTG1
Product: Rtg1p
Exons: 1
Coding region: 1-840 (279 amino acids)
Biological process (GO): regulation of transcription by RNA polymerase II
Molecular function (GO): DNA-binding transcription factor activity, RNA polymerase II-specific; RNA polymerase II cis-regulatory region sequence-specific DNA binding; protein dimerization activity
Source: RefSeq, a predicted model, not a curated record
AUGUCAGAUUUUAAAGGGUUUAAAGAUUCAUUUUUGAAGUCUAAUUCACAGUCAGGUACUAAUUCCGCUGUGUCUGGGUCAGGCUCGGAAUCUAUUUCUCCUCCACAAGAUUCAAAAGACAAAGGAUUGAACAUUCCAAGUAUACACAUCAAGACUGAAUCCGCAGAUAAAUUGGCAUCAAAAUCAUUAGAUAUCAAGAAGCAGUUGUCACAAUCGUUCCAGGGAAAUAGUUCGACUCAACAGCAUGGAGGAAUUUCGAAACCUCAAUCCAGAAAGAACUCAAUAAUUGCAAUUAAAUCUAAUAAUGCAAGUGAAGAUGAAGAUGAUGACGACAAAGAUGAUCCACAGGUGAAUGAAAGGAAGAGGAGAGAUAAUAUUAACGAAAAAAUACAGGAAUUAUUGACACUAAUUCCGGCGGAAUUUUUUCAAGAGAACCCCCCAGCAACUAAUCAACCACAACAACAACAGACACAACAAUCAGAAAAUGACGCGGCAAUUGCUGCAGCUGUUAAGAAUUCUGGUACUAAAGACGGUAAGCCAAAUAAAGGUCAAAUAUUAACAAAAUCCGUGGAAUACUUGCAAUAUUUACAGAAUUUAAUUGAUGAAAAUAAUAGAAAAGAAGUUGAAUUAGUUAUGAAGUUGAAGAAUUUGGAGUUUCAGGAACAGAAUAGACAGCAAAAUGUACCUAUUAAUGUUGGCCAUACAAGCGCCGAAAGGUCGUUAGGUAAGAUUGGAGUUGGCCCAUUAUCUGAUGAUUAUUUUAAGCUGGUUUUGGUUAAUAGUGCUGGGACAAAUAAAUCAGGUCAAAGAAAAGGAAGUACAUUUUCAGUUAGUCCGUAA